Messenger RNA from Mixia osmundae IAM 14324, 2682 nucleotides. RefSeq lists its product as uncharacterized. The transcript has 11 exons. Lineage: Eukaryota; Fungi; Basidiomycota; Mixiomycetes; Mixiales; Mixiaceae. Gene Ontology annotation, biological process: vesicle-mediated transport. The record is from RefSeq and is a predicted model, not a curated record. Gene Ontology annotation, cellular component: membrane. Bases 1 to 2682 code for a protein of 893 amino acids.
AUGUCAACCUCAAAGGCAACGUCACGGACGGCAGAGUUCAAGUCUUGCGUCGAGACGAUCAGGCUGAGAUCGGCUCACUUGCCAUCCGAGCACAAGCAGCGGUUGUUGCCCUCUGGCAGCUCACAGCCAGCGCAACGGACAGAAUUCGCACGACAGGCUGCUCAGAUCGGCAAAGACAUCCAGUCGACGACCGCAAAAUUGGGCAAAUUAGCUCAACUGGCCAAGAGGAAGACAUUGUUCGAUGACAGGCCUGUCGAGAUCUCAGAGCUGACGUACAUCAUCAAGCAAGACAUCAACAAUCUCAAUGCGCAGAUUGCAAAGCUGCAGCUCGUUGUUCGGUCCGGUCAGGCUCAAGCUGGCGGGAGCGGCAAAGGCUCGAAACAGGUCGAAGAACAUAACAACAACGUCGUCAUGAUGCUACAGGGAACCUUGGCAAAGACGAGUAUGAAUUUCAAGGAUGUCUUAGAAGUCCGCACUCAGAACAUGAAGGCAACAAAGUCACGGACGGAGCAAUUCGGGUACUCUACACAGCCAGGACCUUCCGCAGGCCCUGCAUCAGUUCUCCGUGCUCGCUCCACUGCUGCUUCUACACCGCCUUCUCGUCCAGAUUCUCCCCUCUAUGCACAAGCGGGAACCGGCACAGCGAUAGCGGCACGAAGCGCCACGCCGCUCGGCAUGACAUCUGCGACGGGCGGAUUUGGCGCCCAGGAGAAAGGCAAGGCGAAAGCCGACGGCUCUGCAGAUUUCUUAGCGCUCGACAUGGGUGGGGGGCCGAGCCAGCAAGGACAGAGUGCAGAUGGGCAAUACAUGCAGAUGGAGAUGAUGGAGCAACAACCGCAGGACAAUUACCUCGGGCAGCGCUCGACGGCGAUAGAGUCAAUAGAGUCCACCAUCGCCGAAUUAGGGUCCAUCUUCUCACAGCUGGCGACAAUGGUAGCGCAGCAGGGCGAGACUGUGCAGAGGAUAGAUGCGGAUACGCACGAUAUCGCGACAAAUGUCCAGGGCGCGCAAAGGGAGCUGCUCAAGUAUCUCUCAUCUGUGCAGUCGAACAGGUGGCUCAUGCUCAAAGUCUUUGGACUCUUGACAGUCUUCUUUCUCAUCUUUCUUAGUCAUUCUCCUUGCAGAUCGCUUGCGGAUGCAGUCAAGCGCAAUGCUCCAGUACGAGUACGGCUCCUCUCGCUAGAUCUACUCAGGGGACUAUUGAUCGUCCUCAUGGCCAUCGAUCACGCUUCGCUCUUUCUGGGCAACUGGGCGCACGGCGGUGAAACUUAUUCCAAUCGAGUGACAGAAUGGCCGACACCGUUACAUUACACAUUGAGGACUCUCACACAUGCUUGUGCUCCCGGUUUCGUUCUCCUGCUGGGGAUAGGCAACGUCUACUUCCUAAAAUCACGACUCAGAUUACAAUGGAAAUCGCCGAGACUCAUUCGGCACUUCGUCCUGCGGGGCUUUCUGCUUCUCUUUGCAAAUCAAGCUCUGACAAUUGGCCAGCUGGUCGCUACACGCUUCCAGGUAGUCAUGUUUACAACGCCUCUCUGGAUGCUUGGCUGGGUCUAUGCGCUGUCCGGCAUCAUUCUGCUCGCCUUGACGCAAAGUGAGGAUGCGCUCGCGGCUCGUACAAAGAUGACUUUGCGAGGCUGUCAAUGGAUCGGAGACACAUUCCUUGCAGCAUCCAUCGUUGCUCUACAAGCGAUGACUGUUCUCCUUUGCCCCAGUCCAGACAUCGCCGUCGGAGAUCGAUCCUUUUGGUUCUACGCGCUGUUCCAGCCUGUGCCUGCUACAUCCGGAGGGGACUGGAGCAAGCUGGCUAUCUAUCGCUGCGUACUGUUCUACUCGCCAAUUGGGUGGCUGUCCUUUGCCCUUUUGGGCCUGCUGUACGGCCGCUGGCUCAGCCGGAAAACGCGCACCGAGUCUUCCAUCCUGGCUGUCAACAUUGCUCUCGGCGUCGUUCUUUUCGCGCUGUUCGUUUCGACGCGAGUACUUCGCUGGGGCAAUACAAGCGACGGGUUGCUACCUUCUCAGCAAACCCAAACUACUCAUCUGCCGUCAGAUCACAAUCCGUACUACACUUCUGUAUUCAGCUUUCUUUACAGCAUCAAAUAUUCGCCAGAUGUCGCAUACUCAUCUCUCUGGAUCGGCGUCAAUUUCCUGCUCAUGGCAGCGUUGUCCCUGAUACCCGCCAAAGUAGCAGAGCGGCUGCCGUUAAUCGUCUUUGGCCGGACGUCCUUUUUCUUCUUCAUUGCGCAUAUGCUCGUCUUCAGUUACGUGUCGCCAGCGAUAUGGUCAUUCUUGCAACAACCGGUGCGGGGAGGUGCAGGCAAAGUCGCCAUCAUGUACUUUGGCGGCCUGUUCGGACUCUACUUUGCGUGCAGGUCAUAUCUCAGAUUCAAGGACAAGACCGUUGAGGGCGCUGGCAUCCGCGGCGCGUCGUUCCUUUUUAUCGCGCUUUCGACGCGUCGUCGACCAGAUCAGCUCUCGGCCAAAGCCAAAGGGAGAACACGCAUCACGGGACGCCACACUUGCAUUGAUCGCAUUCGCACACGCACACGCCCGCACGGCUCGCUACAGCCGGUCUCUUCGCUGAGAAUCGUCACGCACGGACCUGUCGACGUUCCAUCUCGUCUGCCAGGCGACAACUCUGCACGCUCGAAGCUGAGCCAGCAGGCAGUCAGGCACAUCUGA